AUGCCUCAACUUACCAUCGACUGCGUGCACUCCUUUCCCACCAAGCCGACAACCGACGAAGUUAUCCAGCGCAUGCCUCUCCUUGACUUUCUCAAGAGGAACAACCUCGCCUGGACCGUGAUGUCGCUCACCCCGAAGGCGGCCCAGAACAAGUUUGCGAAAGGUGUUAUGCUCGUCCAGCUGCAUUCGGUGACACUUGGCCCCGGCUUCCAGAAACGCAACUCGACCGGCCACAAGGGCAUGUCUUCCUGUUCCCCUAAGUUUCUCCUAGCACCCGACUCCGCGCCCAUGACCCGCCCGCAACCCAGUCAGUUUUCUCCGCAGAACACCCUUUUAAUCCUCCGACCCUGGGCAACCCUAUACCUCGAUAACAAGCUUUCUUGCCACGCCAACUACGCCCGCAGCACCAUAAUGCGCCGUAAUCCCAUCCCGCAACCAAUCCUCCCCGACCUGGUUGGCCACACGGUGCUGAUAGACUCCACAGACUCCGGCUGGUUACACAGGCACCAGCUGACGCCGGCAAUCUCUCUGUCUAUCACGAACAUAACCUACGUUGCAGCGUUCUUUCUGGUCGGCUAUUUUCGCAAAACGCUGAUUAGGCAGUUGCCUAGGGUCGAGUGGCUGAGUUUGCAGCUCCGACCUGUAGAAAGGGAUAGGCAGAGUUCUUCGACUUUGGUGCCGUAG
Messenger RNA from Thermochaetoides thermophila DSM 1495, 684 nucleotides. RefSeq lists its product as uncharacterized. The record is from RefSeq and is a predicted model, not a curated record. The transcript is spliced from 2 exons. The coding region runs from base 1 to 684 and encodes 227 amino acids. Lineage: Eukaryota; Fungi; Ascomycota; Sordariomycetes; Sordariales; Chaetomiaceae.